AUGCAGACACUACCGGUAGAGAUCUUCCGUCAGAUUAUGGUCCAUGCUGAUCCUAGGGCAGUGUACCUCAGUCGACGCGUAUGUAUGCUAUGGAAAAGGCUUAUCGACGCCGACCAGCAUAUAUGGAGCAGUGUGGCUUAUCAGUGGCGUCUGGUCAGUAGCGCAAACUCACCGCUGCCUCCCUGCAUCAGUGAACUACCUCUGUCUUCUGGCGACGAUGGCAGCGAGCCUUAUCAGAUUUGGAGUGCCCCGAGGCUACCUUACUCAUACUACCGCGCCAGAACUCAUCUUCAUGGUGUCGACUCGCUCAAGAAUCUCUGCUCUGUGCAUGUCAGCCUCACCGAAAAUUGGGAGGAAGCCCGUGACUUCCUAAUCCACACCUGCCUUCAGGAGGAGGUGGGCACGCUACCGCUUCCGCCCAGCGAAAGUAUUCGGAGAGUCCGCGGCAAAUCAAGUUCUCUGUACGAGCUCGUGGAGGUAGACGAUGGACAGAUUAUGCCUUUGAUUUGGGCAGUGGAAACCUGGAAAUGGAGCGGAGGCCGGAAGAAGAUGAUCAACAGGGUAAGACUACCUGGGCGCAAGCAUAAAACAGACUGCCUUUGCAUUCGCUUUCCUUACUGCGUCACGUUUGUGAGGGCAACUCGCAACAGGCAACAGCUCAUCUACUGGGACAUACUGUCUCCCAGCGACCCUGUCGUUCUUGAGACGAUGUUGAUUUUUCCUUCCCACAUUUCAAAAUUGGAUUUUGACCUCGAGGCUCAAAUCGUCAUUGUGACCUCCGGCGACCACACCCUUGUUCAGUCACUGCGCGACGGCUCCGUGCUUUCGUACGUGAUGGCGCGACCGUCGGCCGUGCUUAGCGAAUGGUAUGAUGACGGGACAGAGGAUCCGACAGCGUUGGCCUUCGAUAUGAUUUUGGGCAGUCUUGAUAUUGCGGUUGGCACCAUCUACCUCGACCCCGGCAGCCAUACAAAAAAGAGAGGGCCACUAGUACCGACGAUCAUCGAGUGGAAAACGAUGCCAUGUCAGAAAGCCAAUGCCAACUCUGAUCCAGGAAAGUGAGUCUGGACUGAUGGUCAAAGGAACGAGUUGACAGCGAUUUUUCCUGACCGUCUGUGAAUAGGCCUCAGCCAUUCAAUCUUUGGACUUUCAAAGAUCGUCUCGAAAGAUGUCAGGUCAGUACACGAGAGUGUGUCUCCACACGAAGCCCUCUCUUACACAAGUCGAACACGCAGCGUGUGGGCGCAUUGCUCAAUGAUCACGACCCAAAACCAGUGCACGUAUCGGUGGACCGGGAGACUGAUACCCUCAUUGUGA
Ceraceosorus bombacis is the source of this 1317-nucleotide messenger RNA. The record is from the annotation of a GenBank genome assembly. Lineage: Eukaryota; Fungi; Basidiomycota; Exobasidiomycetes; Ceraceosorales; Ceraceosoraceae.